GGAUGAACCCCCUGCAGUUGGUGAUGAACCAGGGACUUCUGACCCUUCGAAGGAGAUGCAGAGAGUCAAAGACAAACACAAAACCAGUAUGAAGAUCAAGUAUGAGAGAUUACUUGAGGGAAACAAAAUCCAAGAGAAUGAAACCCUCCUGAACAGAAUCUACACACAGCUCUACAUCAUAGAGGGAGAGAGUGAGGGAGUGAAUGAAGAACAUGAGGUUUUACAGAUGAAGAAAACAGCCAGAAAAAAACACUCACAAGACACUUCAAUCUACUGCAAUGACAUCUUUAAAUCCUCACCUGAACCAGGACGUGAGGAGAAAGACCAAAUCAAGACUGUUCUUACUAAAGGCAUCGCUGGAAUUGGAAAAACCGUCUCUGUGCAGAAGUUCAUUCUGGACUGGGCCGAGGGAAAAGACAAUCAGGAUGUAGAUUUCAUGUUUGUGCUUCCAUUUCGAGAGCUGAACUUGAUCCAAGAUCAUCAGUACAGUCUUCACAGACUUCUACUGGACUUUCAUCCUGAACUUCAAGAUCUGGACUCAAAGAUUUAUGAGGAGUGUAAAGUUGUGUUCAUCUUUGAUGGUCUGGAUGAAAGCAGAAUCACACUGAUGUUUUCAGAUGAUCAGAAAGUUUGUGAUGUGACUGAGACUUCAUCAGUGGGUGUGUUGAUGUCAAACCUCAUGAAAGGAGAGCUGCUUCCCUCUGCUCUCAUCUGGAUCACCUCCAGACCAGCAGCAGCCAAUCAGAUCCCCUCCAAAUACAUCAACCGUCUGACAGAAAUUCAGGGAUUCAAUGAGUGUCAGAAGGAGGAAUAUUUCAGGAAGAGAAUCAGUGACCAGCAUCAAGUCAGUAAAAUCAUCUCACACAUCAGAAGAGCAAGAAGCCUCCACAUCAUGUGCCACAUCCCCGUCUUCUGCUGGAUCUCAUCCACUGUGCUUCAAAAGCUCCUGAAAGAAGAUGUGAGUGCAGAAAUCCCUCAAACUCUGACUGAAAUGUACAUCCACUUCCUGCUGAUUCAGAUCAACAUGAGGAAUCAGAAAUAUGAAGAGAGAGAUCCAGAGAAACUCCUGCAGUCCAACAGAGAAGUGAUUGUGAAACUUGCUGAAGUGGCUUUCAAACAGCUGAUGAAGGGCAAUGUGAUGUUCUAUGAGGAGGACCUGAUUGAGAGCAGCAUAGAUGUCAAUGACGCCUCAGUGUAUUCUGGGAUUUGCACUGAGAUCAUUAGGGAGGAAUCUGUGAUUCAUCAGAGGAAAGUCUACAGCUUCAUUCAUCUGAGUGUUCAGGAGUUUCUCGCUGCUUUCUAUGCAUUUCACUACCAUGUGAAUGAAACUAUGGAGGGACUUAAGAAUUUAGCUUCAGUACAAUAUUUGCUUAAAGGUGUAGUAGAUAAAGCCCUUGAGAGUGAGAAUGGACAUCUGGAUCUGUUCCUGCGGUUUCUGCUGGGCGUCUCACUGGAGUCCAAUCAGAGACUUUUACAGGAUCUACUGACACACACAGAGAACAGCUCAGAGAGCAUCAGGAGAACCACACAGUACAUUAAAGAGAAGAUCAAAGAUGGACAUGGACUCUCCACUGAAAGAUCCAUCAAUCUGUUCCUCUGUCUGCUGGAAGUGAAAGAUCAGACUCUGUUCAGAGAGAUUCAGGAGUUUUUGAAAUCAGACAAACACUCAGAGAAGAAACUCUCUCCUGCUCACUGCUCAACAAUCGCCUACAUGCUUCAGAUGUCAGAGGAGGUGCUGGAUGAGCUGGACCUCAAGAAAUACAACACAUCAGAUGAGGGGAGAAGAAGACUGAUACCAGCUGUGAUCAACUGCAGAAAAGCCCUUCUUGUUGCCUGUAAUCUCACUGCUCAGGAUUGUGAAAUUGUAUCAUCAGUUCUUCAAUCCUCAAACUCUGUCCUGAGAGAACUGGAUCUUAGUAACAAUGACUUGCAGGACUCUGGCGUGAAGAUUAUUUCUGAUGGACUGAAGAGUACAAACUGUCAGCUGAAGAUACUGAGGUUGUCUGGCUGUAUGGUGACAGAGGAAGGCUGUGGUUAUUUGUCUUCAGCUCUGAGUUCAAACCCCUCACACCUGAGAGAGCUGGAUCUGAGCUACAAUCACCCAGGACAAUCAGGAGUCCAGCUGCUCAAACACAAACUGGAGGAUCCAAACUAUAAACUCCAGAUACUCAAUUUGGACCAUGGAGAACCUUUCAGAAUCACACCCGGGCUGAGAAAAUAUGCAGUGAAUCUCACACUGGAUCCAAACACAGCAAACAAUCUUCUCAUCCUGUCUGAGGAUAACAGAAAGAUGACACAUGCGAAAGAGCCACAGCCGUAUCCUGAUCAUCCAGACAGAUUUGAGAACUGUGAGCAGGUUCUGAGUAAAGAGAGUCUGACUGGACGCUGUUACUGGGAGGCUGAGCAUAGCGGGAAGGGUGCUGAUAUAGCAGUGACAUAUAAAGGAAUCCAGAAAAAAGCAGGGAGUAACUGUUGGUUUGGAUACAGUGACAAAGCCUGGAGUCUGUACUGCUCUGCUAAUGAAUUUACUGCCUGGCACAGUAAUAUAAGCAAUAACGUACCUGGCUGUUCAUCCUCUAAUAGAGUAGGAGUGUAUGUGGACGUGUCGGCCGGCACUGUGUCCUUCUACAGCGUCUCUGACACACACACACUCACACACUUACACACAUUCAACACCACAUUCAAAGAUCCCCUCUGUGCUGGAUUCAGGGUUUAUGAUUCCUCACUUACUCUUUGUUAGAUUUGACAACCUGCCAAGAGAAACAACUGACAUACAAAAGCAAACUCACUAUUUCAAGCAGUUACAAACUUGUGAUUUUGUGUGUGUUGGUUUUUCCACUUAUAAAGACCACUUGUGCAUUUUCAAAACCUUGGUCAUCUGCAAGCUAGUGUAAACUCUAAACUUUGACCAAAUGUAACCAAAAGUAAAUCUGGUGUGUUAUGAUGAGGUCACAAUUUGUGAGGGUAUGAUUUCUGAAAGAAAAAAAAAAAAAUGAAACUUCUUUUAGGCUAUGUUUGGCAGCUGUUAAAGUAACAUUUAUUGCAUGAUUAUGAAUUCUUAUUUAAUUUUGAAAAAACUUGAAUCAUAAGAUUACAUAGAUUUUCACUGCUGUUUAUAGUAAAACUGUUAGAAUAGUCAAGCUUUCAUCCAUUUUUUUUUGCACUGUUUUGUUGUCAACAAUGAGAAUAUGUUUUAUGUUUUGUUGUUGCAAAGAUUUUUUGCAGGAGAACAUGGCUUUGCAGAGUGAUUAUGCAGGGGGUGGGUAUCUUGCUUUUCCAAAAUUGCCUACCCUGUAGAAAGAUUCAUUAAGGAUUCUAUUUUUUUUUUUUUUUUUUUUUGCCAGAUUGUUUAUUGUUAAAGAUACAACCAUCUUUCCCUGAUCUUGAACAUAAUAAAAGUUAUGCAAUAGAAAAGAAGAUAUGAGCGACAGGUGCACAAACACCUCAUAUCAUAGGGGAGACUGGGGAUGGUUGUAACAUUUUUGACAUGUCUGUUCUUUUAAGCCAGUGCAUUUACAAUGAUUCAAACUACAAGUGUCUGCUAUUAAAUGGCAUAGCUGUUUUGAAGGUUUUUGAAAGCUUUUUAUUCAGCACUGACAUUUCAAUAUUGGUGUGUGUGUUACAUUAGCAUCAUAAUAAUAAAACUCAAUACUGUGCAA
Messenger RNA from Labeo rohita (rohu), 3659 nucleotides. RefSeq names its product NLR family CARD domain-containing protein 3-like. NCBI's taxonomy places the organism in Eukaryota, Metazoa, Chordata, Actinopteri, Cypriniformes, Cyprinidae. Gene Ontology annotation, molecular function: protein binding. The record is from RefSeq and is a predicted model, not a curated record.